AUGCCGCUCCUGCUUGCACCCUACAAUGACAGCAUGCGUCUGGGCAUGGGGUUCAACUCGUACACCCAGACAAUGUGUAUCGACGGCGCCGUCGAGGCUACGGAUGAGACCAUGAUAACUACGAAGACACUCCAACCGAAAAUCACGUCCUCGUCCAAGCGCUUUGAACGGUUAUCCGAGGUCGUCGACAUGAUGGAUAUUUCACCCGCUGCCACCAUGACGACUGGGAGGAUGGAAGUCCACGGACACAUGAAUGUACUCAACGACACUAAGAUCGACGACGCUGAUAUUAGUCUGAUGGUAUCAGUACGGGUGAUGAGCGAAAUCACCAGUCUAAAAGGCUCUGCAAGAUUCCUUCCAAUCGAUGGCAUAGAGGCUGGCUCACCCAGAUUCAACGAGACGUUCGGAGACUCCUAUAUCUCUGGCUUUAUAACAGGCGGAUUGUUCAUGAACAUCAUCUCCUUCAUCGCCUCUGACCUGGAACACAAGAAUGAGAUGAUUGAAGCUGUCAAAAAAGGCUUGAUCGGCUCUGCCAUGGACUUGAGGAAUGUCUGUAAAGAAGUUGCGAUCACAUCUGUCAACCACGGCGUAGAGGUAACAGGCGUUACAGACGUCGCGUCUAUACUGAGAAUAGCUGGCGAAUUUCCUGCUCUUGUCGCCCAAGAUCCUCAGAAAACUUGGGCCAUACUUACCAAGUACAAGGCAAAUCGCAGCUUCAACGAAUGGUCAAGUCAUCAGAUCCUGAAGCCGCUCGAUUAUGACAGUGUUGCGUCAUAUACCUCUAAACUCUUUGAUAACUAUAUCCAGUACCACCACUUGUCAAGAAAGGUUCAGGAUAUCAUCUCUCAACGAGAUAAGUAUUGUCAGGUCGACAAACCUAGGGCUAUUCCAGUUGAACUAAACACUCUCCUUGCUGCACACAGUGCACUGGAUAAAGAGAUAAACAAGAUUGUAGAAGUGGUGAACACCUUGACACGACACCCAGAGCUUCUGCCCAGCAUCAACCUUCUGGACGCGAAUCUAAAGGACAGCCUUGUGCAAGACAUCGUCAACGAAGCCCUUUCGGAAUCUUCCCGACCUAUACCACAAGAAGGGUCCAUGGUGCAAGAAAAUCCUUUCCUGUCUCCUGUUGCGGACUACGCCUCGAGCGAGUCGAGCAGGGGCGUCGACGAGCUUCAUACACCUCGUACUUCUGAUAUUGACUCUUGCAGUAUCAGUGGCAGAUCUCUUGUAUUCCGAGAUGAAACAGAGCGCUCCACUGAUCUGGAAACGCGAAUGCUGGUUCCGCCUGAAGUCUGGGCGGACUUACUCCCUGUAAAGAAUGAUCCUCCGACCAGUCUCGUCGGCCAGCCAGCCAAGACCGCUCCAGCACUCAACACUCCAGCACCCACCGUCAACUACAAAGAGCUCCAGAUUCUUGCCGCUAUAUGUGGACCGUACGACGUGGCUGCUAAGCUUCAGGAUUGGGUGAGUCCCGGAGAAAACGGAGAUAGGCUGGUUAUCCCCUUGGAAGACAUCAAAACGCUUGAGGAAAACGAUGGCCGUAGGGGCUUACCACCAGGGACCACGACCAAGCUGUGGUUCGUCUACAAGUACACUGAUAUGCCUAUACGUAUCUUUUCACUUGAUUAUGACGCGCAGUCAACUGAAACACUGGAGAUUACGCAUGAUGGCCUGGAAGGUGCUGUUUUCUAUGCGUACUCGAGACUCAAGGGAAUUCAGAGCGCCGUUUCCAUGGGUACCGCAGGGAGCAUGUUGGUGGAUCAACAACAACUUGCCACCAGAGCCGAGGUAGUCAAAGAGGCCACAGAUGGCGUCUCGGAGAAGGAAAGCAUGGAGGUCAACCCAACCCAUGUCGCUCCGGCCAAAGGUAUCCACGCAUCUGACUACUCUUGUACCUUCCAGCGCGGCACCCUGAAAGUCAGUCCCUCCGAGACAGCCUUUCUACAGUUCGAGAAUGGCGUGAAGUUUUUCUUCCGAAACAACGGUAGAUUCGAAGUCCUUAACAAGCAUGAUGAGGUCUUUUGGUCAAGCGAGGAGGCACCGAAAGGUAUACUGGACGCCUUUGAUGAAGAACUUCACUCGCCGUGA
This is a messenger RNA of Fusarium mangiferae, 2091 nucleotides long. RefSeq lists its product as uncharacterized. Bases 1 to 2091 code for a protein of 696 amino acids. The transcript has 9 exons. NCBI's taxonomy places the organism in Eukaryota, Fungi, Ascomycota, Sordariomycetes, Hypocreales, Nectriaceae. The record is from RefSeq and is a predicted model, not a curated record.